Ornithodoros turicata is the source of this 2229-nucleotide messenger RNA. RefSeq names its product beta-galactosidase-like. Gene Ontology annotation, biological process: carbohydrate metabolic process. Gene Ontology annotation, cellular component: vacuole. The record is from RefSeq and is a predicted model, not a curated record. The transcript has 5 exons. Lineage: Eukaryota; Metazoa; Arthropoda; Arachnida; Ixodida; Argasidae. Bases 69 to 2210 code for a protein of 713 amino acids. Gene Ontology annotation, molecular function: beta-galactosidase activity.
CCCAAAAGUAAAAGUACGAUGACGCGCGAGAUCUGAUCGCAUUCCGGCGUUCCUUCCAAUUAGACAAGAUGAAACGCUUUACUCGAAGCACCAGGAGAGCAGGCCAACGACGCUUCUUCCUGGUGCUAAUCUUUGGCAUGUGUUGCACCUGUCUUUACUGGAGGUGGUCAGUGCCAAAAUUUUCCCCUGCCAUAGAAAGCAGUUGGGAGCGCUUCAAGCCAGCGCAUUCCACGCAGCCUGCUGAGGAGUCAACCAAAGAGAAGGUCAUCAUAUCACUCCCCAGACGUUCUCGGACGACAGUGGCACCCAAAACAAGCCUAGUGGUCGAACCCGUGAAAAAGGCACGAAGUUUCACCAUCGACUAUGAACGAAAUAUAUUCCUUAAGGACGGUGAGCCUUUCCGCUUCAUCGCGGGCGCCAUACACUACUUCCGUGUGCCGAAACCAUAUUGGGAAGACCGCUUGACUAAGAUGAAAGCCGCAGGCCUAAACGCCAUCGAGACAUACGUCGAAUGGAGUGGCCACGAACCGGAGCCCGGUAAUUACAACUUCGCCGACAUGUACGACAUCGAGACCUUCAUCAAAGCUGCGCAUUCCCUCGACCUUCUGGUCAUACUUCGCCCAGGUCCUUAUAUCUGUGCUGAACGUGACAACGGCGGAUUGCCCUACUGGCUCCUACAGAGCAACUCAGGGAGGACACUUCGGAGUUCCCACAAGUCUUACACCGAUGCCGUUGACAAAUGGUUCGACGUCCUGCUCCCACUUGUUGUCCCAUUACUCUAUUCCAACGGGGGGCCCAUUGCCAUGGUUCAGGUUGAGAACGAGUAUGGAAGUUUUCCGGCGUGCGACUCUGCCUACAUGAAGCACCUAGUAGGUGUACUCAAGGAUCACCUUGGGCCCCAUGUGCCGCUAUUUACGACUGACGGAGCAAGCAAGCACCUGCUUAAAUGCGGAACCGUGAGCGGGGCUCUGGCUACUGUAGACUUCGGACACGACCAUGACGUGGAAAGUGCAUUGCGGCAGGCUCGAGCAGCCAACAGGGGGAAAGGACCGUUUGUAGUUAGUGAGUUCUACUCCGGCUGGUUAGAUCAUUGGGGUGAAGAGCACGUCCACACCAACGACGGUAGAAUUGUCAAGACACUCGAACACAUACUGAAGCGAAACGGAUCUGUCACUUUCUACAUGUUUCACGGUGGCACCAACUUUGGGUUUAGCAACGGUGCUAACCCUCCGGCCCAGCCCACCAGUUAUGAUUACGGGGCCCCACUCUCUGAAGCAGGGGACCCAAGGGGGCUAUACUUUGACAUCAUGAAUGUCAUUUCAAGGUACAACACUCGCCGUCUCGUCGCACCAGAUUUACCAUUUCCAGCUCCCAAGCUGAACUACGGAAGUGUAGAAAUAACAUGUGGACCUUCUCUGACCAGCGUUAUGGAUCACUUCAGAAAGCUGGAUAUGCUGAACUCUGCCACGGCCAUUAAUCCAAUGGGAUUCGAAGCAAUGGGACAGAACUACGGAUAUGUCAUUUACACCACCGUGGUUCCGUUCGCAGUGGGCCGACCGUCGAGGCUCAUCAUCCCUGAGUUUAGCGACCGCGCUUAUAUCAUCUACGGAAGCUCGACUGUUAUCGUGGAUUCUGUAAAUAACCUGCCUGCCAUGAUUUCCGUGUCCAAAGGGGACACGCUCACCAUCAUUGUGGAAAAUGCAGGGAGGAUUAAUUUCGGUGAAAGGUUGGGCGAACUAAAGGGGAUUCUGUCCAAUGUUACUCUUGACGAUCAGCUUCUGACCCACUGGCUGAUGGAAGCUGUCCCCAUCACGAAGGACUCUCAGAUAACCGAACUCUUCAAGUUCGUCAACAAUCCUGAGCGAAAGUGGGUGCAGAGCUGCAGGGCGCCCGGUUUCUUCAUUGGCCGCUUCAGUCUUCAAGAAGGCCAAGAACCAGUCGACACGUUCCUGGACCCUACGGGCUGGACAAAAGGAGUUGCUUUCGUCAACGGCUUCAACUUGGGACGCUACUGGCCAGGUGUGGGCCCUCAGGUGACCCUCUACAUUCCGGGAUAUCUUUUGCGACGCCACCCCAAUGAAAACCACAUUCUCCUCCUGGAGAUGGAAGCGGUGGUGGGCACCAGCAUGUCAGUGAAACUCACUGACGUCCACAAGAUCGACGCCAAGAACUUCCGCAUGAAGAGAAGACGGAGAUUACAUGUGUUAUAAAAUGUGUCGUUACGUUUUC